Molecule: messenger RNA, 1152 nt
Organism: Mangifera indica (mango)
Lineage: Eukaryota; Viridiplantae; Streptophyta; Magnoliopsida; Sapindales; Anacardiaceae
Exons: 2
Coding region: 339-1046 (235 amino acids)
Source: RefSeq, a predicted model, not a curated record
GAUUUGUUUGAUUCAAAUUGACUCAAUUUAAACUUAAGUUAAGGUUACCCUAACUUAAAUUCGGUUUGAAUCUAAUUUGGUAAGUGGGGAGUGGGACAUAAUUCCCAAGUAGUCACAUUAUUUGUGAGUUAGUGUAUUAAAGGAAGAAGUUGCUUUUUCCGGAGUUUGCAUUGAAUUCCGCAUUUAAAGAAGUCCACAUUCAUUCCAGUUUGGGCAUAUAUACAGCUGAUUGUCACAACAAAUUUUACAGAGAUCGAAUUAGAAGCCACUAAGGGAGAGAAGAAGAAGGAAGAAGAAGAAGAAGAAGAAGAAAGAAGAAGAAGAAAAAGAGAUCGAUCAUGGAAUGGAGAAAGGUCUACUUGGAUCUCAUACUGGUUCCUCUAGGCUUCUCAAUAACCAUGGCUUAUCACGCUUGGUUAUGGCAUAAAAUCCGAACGCAACCUCUCACCACCACUAUUGGAACCAAUUCUAAAGGCAGGCGUUUCUGGGUUUCUGCAAUUAUGAAGGACAAUGACAAGAAGAACAUCCUGGCUGUUCAAACAAUACGAAACAUGAUAAUGGGAUCAACCCUAAUGGCAACAACAUCGAUACUCCUUUGCACGGGUUUAGCGGCAGUAAUAAGCAGCACAUAUUCUAUCAAGAAGCCCCUAAACGACGCCGUAUAUGGGGGUCAUGGAGAGUUCAUUUUGGCAUUAAAAUACGUGACCCUUCUCACCAUCUUCCUUUUCUCAUUUUUCUGCCACUCAUUGUCCAUCAGAUUCGUAAACCAAGUGAACAUCCUCAUCAACACGCCACCAGACCCACUGGCCAUAGUGACUCCUGAGUACGUGAGUGAACUGUUGGAGAAAGGCUUUCUUUUAAACACUGUUGGAAACAGACUGUUCUAUGCUGCAAUGCCUCUUCUGCUUUGGAUCUUUGGCCCGGUUUUGGUCUUCUUGUGCUCUGUAACAAUGGUCCCAGUGCUUUACAAUCUUGACGUCGUGUUGGGGAGUGGAAAAGGAAAGCUCGCUGUCGAUGAAUCAAAUAGGGAUUUUGAAUCUGUGUGAUAUUAUAUUUAUGUACUUGUACAAUCACAUGAACUCCUAGUGCAUGCCCAUGCAUGCAUGAAUGAAUGCUUUCACAUAUAUAAUAUUUCUCCAAAUUUGAGCCCAA